Aptenodytes forsteri (emperor penguin) is the source of this 2326-nucleotide messenger RNA. It is a transcript of the gene CTBP1, whose product is annotated as C-terminal binding protein 1. Bases 296 to 1588 code for a protein of 430 amino acids. Gene Ontology annotation, molecular function: transcription corepressor activity; oxidoreductase activity, acting on the CH-OH group of donors, NAD or NADP as acceptor; NAD binding. NCBI's taxonomy places the organism in Eukaryota, Metazoa, Chordata, Aves, Sphenisciformes, Spheniscidae. The record is from RefSeq and is a predicted model, not a curated record. The transcript has 10 exons.
AAGAAUUGAAGCAUUUGUUUUGAAAAAAGAAAAACACAUUUAAAGAAUUACAUGGACUUUGCAAACAGAUUUAAGAAAAUGAAAGUAAAAAUUUGAACACCAUCCAGGCUACAGAGGUUGCAGUGGAUAAGAAGUUUAAAAGCUUUGGUUCAAGAUUACAGGAGGCUGCAAGAAAAAUUAAAGACAUGGAAAUGAGGAUGGAAUGACAGGCUGCUAUUUUGCCUCAGAAUACUGAAGAUUGUAAAGCAUUGAGAAAUCGAAUUCAUGACCCUGGAAAUCAAGCUCAGAUUAAGAAAUGUCAGGCAUUCGACCUCCGAUCAUGAAUGGGCCCAUGCACCCGCGCCCUUUGGUAGCGUUGCUGGAUGGCAGGGAUUGUACAGUAGAAAUGCCUAUUCUGAAGGAUGUAGCCACAGUGGCAUUUUGUGAUGCUCAGUCUACACAAGAAAUUCACGAAAAGGUACUAAAUGAAGCAGUGGGUGCACUGAUGUAUCACACUAUCACUUUAACACGAGAAGACCUGGAGAAAUUUAAAGCACUUCGAAUAAUUGUCCGAAUUGGCAGUGGUUUUGAUAAUAUUGACAUCAAAUCUGCUGGAGAUUUAGGGAUCGCAGUGUGUAAUGUGCCAGCUGCCUCGGUAGAAGAAACAGCAGAUUCUACCAUGUGCCACAUUCUGAACCUGUACAGGAGAACCACCUGGCUUCACCAGGCUUUGCGAGAAGGCACGAGAGUACAAAGCGUUGAACAGAUUCGGGAAGUGGCUUCUGGAGCUGCCAGGAUCAGAGGGGAGACCUUGGGAAUUAUUGGAUUAGGGCGUGUUGGGCAAGCAGUAGCACUACGUGCCAAAGCCUUUGGCUUCAGUGUGAUUUUCUAUGACCCAUACCUCUCAGAUGGCAUGGAGCGUGCUCUGGGACUGCAGCGGGUGAGCACUUUGCAGGACCUGCUGUUCCACAGUGACUGUGUUACCCUGCACUGCAACUUGAAUGAACACAAUCAUCAUCUUAUUAAUGACUUCACCAUAAAGCAGAUGAGACAAGGGGCUUUCCUGGUCAACACAGCUCGAGGUGGGUUAGUAGACGAAAAAGCACUUGCACAGGCCCUGAAGGAAGGAAGGAUACGAGGGGCAGCCUUAGAUGUACAUGAGUCAGAACCAUUCAGCUUUAGUCAGGGCCCCUUGAAGGAUGCACCAAACCUGAUCUGUACCCCACAUGCAGCCUGGUAUAGUGAACAAGCCUCAAUUGAGAUGCGGGAGGAAGCAGCACGAGAGAUCCGAAGGGCGAUCACAGGUCGUAUUCCAGACAGUCUGAAAAACUGUGUUAACAAAGAUCAUUUGACUGCAGCUACACAUUGGGCCAGCAUGGAUCCUGGAGUUGUUCAUCCAGAGCUUAAUGGUGCUGCAUACAGCAGGUAUCCCCCAGGCGUUGUAAGCGUGGCUUCAACUGGCAUACCUGCAGCAGUAGAAGGAAUAGUCCCCAACCCUAUGUCUUUAUCACACGGCCUCCCUGCUGUAGCCCACCCGCCCCAUGCUCCUUCCCCCGGCCAAACUGUCAAACCAGAAGCUGAUAGAGACCACCCAAGCGACCAAUUGUAGCCUACAAAAACAGCAUUCCCAACAUCGGAGAUUUCAACGUCAGCGUGUGGAAAACAAACAAACAAAACAAAACAAAACCCUGGAUUUUGAUUAAAGGCAAAACCAUGAACUUACAGGAGGAGACGAUUAUUGGUUUAGAAACUGGUCCAAUAUACAGUAUAAAAGGAAAAGGUGGGAGACAAAAAGAAGAUUUGGAAACAUUUUUUCCUCCGUAUAAAUUGUAGUUUGUCCCUGUCCAGUGGACUGAUUCACUGUUUCUGUGUCCUAUGGGUUCUUUGUUAAGCAAGAGAAGUUAGUAGUUAAUUAUAUCAUGAAUGUACUUGUCUGUGUACAGUUUUUAGAACAUUAAAAAGGGUUUGUUUGCUUAGCUGUCAACAAGGAAAAACAUAAGGGAGGCAUUCAACAAACCAAUUUUGAGAUUAAAAAUCCUUUCUUUUAUAUUUUAAAACAUGCCCAAAAAUGAGGCAGUUGGCAAACUUCUCAGGACAAUGAAUUUUUCCCAUUUUUCUUUCUACGCCACACAGUGCAUUGUUUUUUCUACCUGCUUGUCUUAUUUUUUAGAAUAAUUUAGUAAACAAAAGAAAAACAGUUUCUCCUAAUUUUGGCAUGAAUUCCCUUAUUUCAAAAUGAAGACAACCUUGCAAAGAGAUUUUGAGGAAAAAAAAAAUAAGGUUUUGUAUAAACGAGCAUUGUGCUUUUUGUCACCAGUUAAAGUAUAUAUUAUUGGUGGUAUGCGAA